Molecule: messenger RNA, 1887 nt
Organism: Pyrenophora tritici-repentis Pt-1C-BFP
Lineage: Eukaryota; Fungi; Ascomycota; Dothideomycetes; Pleosporales; Pleosporaceae
Source: RefSeq, a predicted model, not a curated record
AUGACGAGCAUCGACGAGCUCUUCAAGAGCGCAAACGGCACGACGAAGCGCAAAUUCGAGAACCCAAAAGAAGCCGACCCAAUGCAAUCGUACAAGUCGGUAAAACUCAGUACAAACGGUGACGUCAAAGCGCAAGCCUCGGUAGCCGACGAAGACAACGACGACGACGAGGCUGGCCCUUCAUUACCGCCGGACUUUGAAGACGAUGGGCCAGGCGACGAUGACGAGGGACGUUUCUUUGGCGACGGCUUGGACGAGAAUGCGCGGGACGCAAUGGAAUACAUAGACGCAAAAGAUGGCGAUGAAGUCAUACAGGACGAAAAAUACGAUAUACCAUGGGUGCGCAAGCUGGCGCUCAACUUUGAGAAGAAGGUCAACAAGAAUGCGUCGUUGCGCGCAAAGUACGAGGACGACCCUACAAAGUUUAUGGACUCAGAGGCCGACUUGGAUGAAGGGAUAAAGGCGUUGAGUAUACUAUCAGAACACCUAGAGCUCUACGAGGAGUUCGCGACCAGCACGGCGGCGGCAAAGUUGGUGGAAUUACUGGCGCAUGAGAACACAGACAUUGCGAUUGCGGCGAUUGAAAUGAUCUCAGAGCUUACAGAUGAGGACGUAGCAGGCGAGCAGGAGCAAUGGGAUGCGCUAGUUAUAGCGUUCAUGGAGGCCGACUUACUCAGCCUGCUCAUAUCCAACUUCUCGCGCUUCGACGAGACGGACGAGGCCGACGCAUCUGGUGUCUACAACUCUCUGAGUGUGAUUGAGAACCUGCUCUCACAACCCGCAAACACCGACAUAAUAGGCGGACAGCCCGCCUUGUUAAAAUGGCUCCUCGACCGCAUCCAAAAACCAGAAUCCCCAACAUCGCGAAACAAGCAAUACGCGUCUGAAAUUCUCUCCAUCCUCACACAAUCCUCGCGCUCGAAUCGAAACCACAUCGCCGAAGCAAACGGCGUGGAAAUCUUCCUUACGAACCUCGCGCCGUACCGCCGAGAUGACCCUGAGAAGGACAGCAACGAGGAGGAAUACAUGGAGAAUCUGUUCAAUUGUCUUUCGUCCAUCACCGAGGAACCGCUAGGCAAAACAAAGUUCCUAGAAGCAGAAGGCGUGGAACUCUGUCUGCUGUUUAUACGAGAUGGGAAGACGAGUAAGAGUCGCGCACUCAAAGUACUAGACCACGCAUGCGGUUACGCAGAAGAAGCAGCACAACCCAACGGCGACAGCAACGCAAAAGGCAAAGCCCCAGCCCAAGAAGAAGCAGAAGCAGAAAUAGCAACAAACACCGCCUCAGCAAUAUGCACCCGCGUCAUCGAAUCCCGCGGCUUAAAACCCCUCUUCAGCACUUUCUCAAAAUCAACCCCCUCCCCCACAUCCACAUCCACCUCCUCCACACAAUCGCACAAAAAACUAGACCCCUCCCUCAUCGAACACAUCCUCAGCAUCCUCUCCUCCCUCCUCCGCUCCUUACCCGGAAACUCCGACGCCCGCUUCCGCCUGCUCGCCAAAUUCCUCGAAAAAGACUGCGCGAAGAUAUAUAAACUGGUUCUUUUACGGAGAACCUACGUCGUGCGGCUGGCUGCUUUCGAUGCCAAGAUGGCGGAGAGGAAAAGGAGGUUGAGCGUGGAGGAGCGAGAAGAGCUGGAGCUGCAGAGUGUGGCGGAGAGGUUGAGUGAGGGGGGGCUUUAUUGUUUGGAGAGGAUCGAUGCUGUGUUGGCGUGGUUGGUGGCCGAGGAUGAGGGGGCGAAGAAGGCGGUUGUGGAAGCGUUGGCGGAGAGGGAUGAGGGGUUGGGGGAUGUUAAGAAGACGUUGCAGGCGCAGCUUGAUGGGGUGUUGGAGGUAGAGGGGGCGGAGAGGGAAGUUUUGGAGACGUUGGUGGGGUUUUUGGAGUGA